This is a messenger RNA of Sabethes cyaneus, 4874 nucleotides long. It is a transcript of the gene Pask, whose product is annotated as PAS domain-containing serine/threonine-protein kinase. Gene Ontology annotation, cellular component: cytosol; nucleus; cytoplasm. Lineage: Eukaryota; Metazoa; Arthropoda; Insecta; Diptera; Culicidae. Gene Ontology annotation, biological process: negative regulation of glycogen biosynthetic process; protein phosphorylation; intracellular signal transduction. The record is from RefSeq and is a predicted model, not a curated record. Gene Ontology annotation, molecular function: ATP binding; protein serine/threonine kinase activity. The coding region runs from base 97 to 4350 and encodes 1417 amino acids. The transcript is spliced from 7 exons.
UAUGAAUUGCGUGAAAAUAAAUCUAUGAUUUAUAAAUUCAGUGUUUUGUGAGUUUGUCAUACCUUAUUCAGCCAAAUUUUUCGGAGUCAACCAAGGAUGGACAGCCGUACUGCAUCCAACGCUAGCCUUCCAUUCAAAACACCACCAAAAUCGACAGUCAGCUGGAACCAUUUCCCUCACAGUUGCUCCGUGGAAAACCAGACAAAGCAGUCAGACCAUUCAUCUCCACGGCUUCGACCGUUCGAUUCUGGCGAUAGCAAGCAUUUCACUAGAAACGACCAGCUGUCUCGUGUAGUUUGCACUACCAGCAAAAAACGGGUCCUGUUCCGUCGUCGUAGGCCAGCUGACGAUGAGAUUUCACCCUACAGAAAAGCUUCGGCGGGAGGACUGAAACCCUGUAGCGUUUUUACACCACUCCAUAAGUUAAGAACUCUCCAGUUAUCUAAUUCUGGUACCGACUCAGACUGGCGCAGUUUUUUUCGGAACUCAUUUGAAGUCAAUCAAAGUUUUCCUCGGUUACCAAAUACUCGUACAAGGUGCAAAGAUGCCCACGCUGUACUGAGUACUCCACUUCGGUUGUAUCGAAGCCCAGUGAAGAAGCUCCAAAAUAUAGCACCAGUUUUAACCCCAACAAUGGAUCGUGUCCGGGUGGAUGGUGCCAACGGUUUGCGAUUUACUGCUUUCCGUCCGAAAGGUUGCAUAUCCCAUGGAGUCAAUUCUCCCUACAAUAACUCAUACGUCGCCUCUGCGUCGGAAUCGAUUAAUCGACUGCCAAAAACUGGCAUUAAUCCAAACAAAGCCGUAUUUACGAUUGAUGCGAAAACGUCACAGAUAUUGAUUGUCAACCGAAAUGCCUGCGACUUGCUAAGGUAUAGCUCGAAAGAGCUGUGUGAGAUGCAAUUCGCCAGUCUUUUGCCAAACAAGAACAAAAUGCAUGUAUCGGCGUUGGCCGAAGGUCAGCUGAACAGCGAAGAUGGAACCGUGGUCAUACUUAGCGGAAAGGUUGUGGAACUAUGCACAAAAACUGGCGAACAUGUAGCCGUUUCGCUGUGGGUCAGACAAAUCGAUAACGAAUCACGCUGUUUAGCUGUGGCGGAGCCAGUGGAACGGCGGGUCGCACAACUGUUAGUUGAUAAAAGUGGCUACGUAAUUUCCGGCGACUAUGAAGCUCUCCUGUUGUUUCAACUUGAUUCUCUAGAAAAAUUUAGUGGGAUGGAUGUUUCACUGCUGAUACCGGCAAUUCAAUUGCCGGAUGCCGACAGCAGUGUGAUUGCGAAACACAUCCGUAAACAGAAAGCAACGGGAAAAACGGCCGAAGGCGUUGCCUUUCCGCUGUGCCUAAUGAUUGCUCAUCACGAUCCUUCCGUAGCGUCGGAUACUACCGAUAGCGGGCUAUCGAAUCCGAACCAGCUGUACACGAUCACUAUUUGGGUAUUUACGAACCUGUCCGGAUUGAUUGUGAUUGAUGAAAAUUCCGUUAUCGAAUCGUGCAACCAUCAUUUCUCCAUGCUGAUGUUUGGCUACUCGCAGAAUAAAAUUAUCGGCGAACAUAUAAGCAAACUGUUGCCGAAUUUCGGGCAAGACUGCGACUAUCUGGGAUUCAUGAAUCGUAGUCGGAAUGCGACGCUUUCCUCACUGGAUAAUGACGAGUCAGAAACGGAGACAGAUCAUGUCGAUUUUGAAAAUAAGGAUGAAUUUAUACAUAAUGCUAUUAACAGUAUGAAAAGUGCUUCGGAAGAAAUCAGUAGUCCAGUUGUUGAAUCUAGAAAGGUUUGCUUAGACUUUACAGUAACGUCCACCAGUAGCAAUCGAUCGGACAAUACUACAAGUGAUGUUUCCAUUCCAUUAGUAAAUGAAUCACAACAUCAGAAACAUUCCGUGCCUAAUGAUGCAGGCAGCUCAAAUUUAAAAGAAUCAAAAGAACCUAUUGGCCUAUUCAGUUCGAUCGUUGUGAGCUCUGUUCCGGAGAAUCUAUAUCUCGAAAGUGAUAGUGAAAAUGAUCGAAACUUUGCUAAUUCGGCUAAAUGUAACGUUUCAAAAUCAUCGACUGUUGCGCCAAUAGUGCCGGUGGUAGCCAGCACAAAAGAAACACUGAUAAGGCCACCUGCACUUGAGGAUUGCUCCAUUUUGAUGGACUGUGAGUUGCUUACUCCAGUUAACGACACGUCUAGGAGCUUGAAUAUGUUAAGCAGCGGGGGUGAAAUUGAGAGAGCUAAUUUCUCUAGUAAUAGUCUCUCGAAAGAUCAGCUCUACACCACGGAGGACAUCAACGCAGGUCUGCUGAAAAGCUCCUCAAGCCGAGACUACUCUGCAUCGCUUAGCGCCCCUCCAACUGCUACUACUCCGCGCUACGUGAAACCUUAUGAGUUAUCGAAAGCCAUGAUAACUUCUACACCUGAUCAGAACAAACGCCACUCAGUUCCGGUCGUCAUACCCAGUGCUGUACAAACAAUCCAUCGCAAAUCAACCUACUCAGAUGGAAAAUAUCGCGGUGAAGCGAUUCAUUACGAUGGAAAUGUAAUCGACAUUCUGUACACUAUCUCCAAUCAUAUGCUGCCAUGCGGGAGGAAAGUUUACUGCAUCUGGGUGAGCCGUGAUCCGGAUUCAUCGUACAAUCUGCUCGAGGACGAGGAAGAUAAACAUCAAAACCUAACGCUUACCUUCAAUAGUAUCACCAGCACGAUCGAUAACUCACUCGGACAGGCAAUAAAGAACACGGCAGCCGCCGCCCAGCAAUCCACUGACCGUCCUAAUUCGGCGUCUCGAAUGUCCCAAUGCGAUGAGGACUUAACGCAUGGUGAAUACAGCAAGUAUUACACCCUAGUCAAACACAUCGGCAAAGGCGCCUACGGCUAUGUGAAGCUGAGCUACCGCAACUCGGAUAGACUUCUAGUCAUAUCGAAAUUCAUUCUGAAGGAAAAAUUAGUUCCCCAGUUUAUGAUAUCCACAGAGGAGAAGCGAGACAUUCCGAUGGAAGUGUACCUGUUGAUGCACGUGAAGCAUCCGAACAUUGUCAAUAUGUUUGACUGGUUCGAGAAUGACAAAUUCUUUCAAGUGGUGAUGGAAAUCCAUGGCUCCGGGAUGGAUCUGUUCGAGUUCAUCGACCGACGGCCGGUGAUCACUGAGAAGCUAGCGUGUUUUAUCUUUCGUCAGAUUGCAAACGCGGUUGCCUUUCUACAUUCGCUUAACAUUCUCCAUCGAGACAUAAAGGAUGAAAAUGUGAUAAUCGACCACAACUUCCAUAUCAAGCUAAUCGAUUUUGGAUCAGCCACUUUUAUGCAAGAAGGUCAGCUGUUUUCCACAUUCUACGGCACAACGGAAUACUGCAGUCCGGAGGUACUUGCCGGUAAUCGCUAUUCGGGUCCCGAGUUGGAGAUGUGGGCCCUUGGUGUGACGUUGUAUGUGUUGAUGUUCUUUGAGAAUCCAUUCGUGGAUGUCGAAGAGAUUCUACAGUCGGAGUUAAUUAUUCCCCAUGAGAUAAGUGAGGAAUUGGAAUACGUUCUGCUUUCGUUGUUGGAUAAAAAUCCUAAAACACGAAUUACCAUCAAGGACCUGCUCGAGGCUGAAUGGAUGACACAAGAAAUCAACUCUAGUCAAUUCAAUUUCGCCAAGAUUGUUCCAUGCGAACCGUACGAGACCAAUCCGGAGAAGUACUACGUGGAUCCAAACGUCUGUUCCAGUCAGACCGGUCUGUCGACGUCACCGCACAGUCUCUCGCUGGUGGACGACGUAGACGGAGAGGAUGACGACGACGAGCAUGCACACAUGGAUGAUUCAUUCAUUAUCGAUCCAGACGAAGCGUUAGACGAUGAUAUCUGUCCGCUGUCGCAUGACGAUGAUAUGCCACACGAUAGAACUGGGGAACAACUACUAUCAACGGGGCUUACGAGUCUUUCUCUGAAAGAGCCAGACGGAACUUGUGUCAGUCUUGUGGAUACGACUCAUGCUACGCAUGCCUCAGAAACACUAGAUAAUUGUGACACUGAAAGCGAAAUUAUACUGGUAGUACUGGAGGACGACGGUGAUGAUGAUGAGCAUGUUAAAAGCGGUCGUUCAACAGUCGAGCAUGAUCAUGUUUCAUCAAGUAGACGAACAGACAGUUCAUACAGUUCGCCGAGUAAAAGUGAUCGCCACCGGCGCCAGCAUCAGCGGAGGGAGCGCAGCGCUUGGGAAGCAUGUGAUUCUUCGUUCAAUUCUGUCAGUGAACGACCGAUAGAAAUCAGUCGGAUCGAACUUGAUGCAAGUGACGAAGCCGGUUAUUCAAACGACAGCUUCGAAGAGGAUGAGGACUGCGAAAUUGAUAUUGGAUUUGAACCUGCGAGUGGACAUGAUGAUUCGAACGUAAGUUGAAAUAUUUAUGUUAUCAAAUCUUGCUCGAUAAUCUGCAAUGGCCUUUCAAUUACAUUUAACGGGAAAAGGUUCAUUUCAUGUAGGCAAAUACGAAUAGGGGGGCAAUGAUCGAAUAAAACCAAAAAUAUAGCGAACAUUUGAUACUCACUUACUGAGGCGCUCACAUUCAAAGGAGUAAAAUAAAAUAAAUCAUCGCACGCAGACAUAUGCUAGACUUCUAAUUUAGCAAUAGAGAAAACAUUAUCAAUUUGUAUAGGACAAUGAUAGGAUGGUGCAAGCUUAUAUCGUAGCAUAGUAGCUGAUCUGAGUAGCAUAACCAAGUGGUAAAAAUUGUAGUUUCCGUAAUAGUAGUAGCCAAACAAAAGAACACGCAGAAAACUAACAGAGCACAGAGAAUUAUUAUGUACGGGAUUAUAUAUUAUAUAUCAUUGUUGAGCAUAUUAUUGAUUUUAAGUACUAGAUUAUAAACAAGCAAUGAUGAUAGAGCAGAGAAUCUCGAGCCGAAUGAACGCAAGCACUUAGUA